Selaginella moellendorffii is the source of this 837-nucleotide messenger RNA. RefSeq names its product ubiquitin-conjugating enzyme E2 8. The coding region runs from base 162 to 680 and encodes 172 amino acids. The transcript is spliced from 3 exons. The record is from RefSeq and is a predicted model, not a curated record. Gene Ontology annotation, molecular function: ubiquitin conjugating enzyme activity. Gene Ontology annotation, cellular component: nucleus. Lineage: Eukaryota; Viridiplantae; Streptophyta; Lycopodiopsida; Selaginellales; Selaginellaceae. Gene Ontology annotation, biological process: protein polyubiquitination.
CAGCCGUCUUUACUGUCCGAGCUAACAAAGAUGCUCUUCCGCGUGGAUUUCUUGACCCAGAUCUCACGGCGCGGCGGAGGAGCGGCGAUCAUACCCGAUCGCCCGGAUCGAUCGAUAUUCGCGGCGCAGGGUUUUGAUUCAAAUCUUUGGAGGCGGCCGCCAUGGCGUCCAAGCGCAUCCUCAAGGAGCUCAAAGAUUUGCAAAAGGAUCCCCCCACGUCGUGUAGCGCCGGGCCUGUCGCGGAGGAUAUGUUCCACUGGCAAGCGACGAUCAUGGGACCUCCCGAUAGUCCCUACGCGGGUGGGGUUUUCCUGGUGACCAUCCACUUCCCUCCGGAUUAUCCAUUCAAGCCUCCAAAGGUUGCGUUCCGGACGAAAGUCUUCCACCCAAACAUCAACAGCAAUGGAAGCAUCUGCCUCGACAUCCUCAAGGAGCAGUGGAGCCCCGCAUUGACGAUCUCCAAGGUGAGAAAGCUCUGGCUUUUGCUUUUCACUCGAUCAAUCCAUCACUCGUCGAUCUUGGUUUCUUCUUCCCAGGUGCUGCUCUCGAUUUGCUCACUACUCACUGAUCCAAACCCCGACGAUCCUCUGGUUCCAGAGAUCGCCCACAUGUACAAGACUGACAGAGCCAAGUACGAAGCCACCGCGAGAAACUGGACCCAGAAGUACGCCAUGGGCUGAUCGAUCCAACCGAGAAGACGAAGAACAAGAAAAAAAACAAAGCAUCCAAAUCGACGAAGCCCAUCUCUAAGGUACCACCACGCCAAUCGAAUCGACACGAAUAUUCCACGCUGUUUGAAUUGAAUAGAAGAGAAGCCCUAGCUCUAGCCCUAAAAAA